Colletotrichum higginsianum IMI 349063 is the source of this 1086-nucleotide messenger RNA. Its product is annotated as 3-isopropylmalate dehydrogenase. NCBI's taxonomy places the organism in Eukaryota, Fungi, Ascomycota, Sordariomycetes, Glomerellales, Glomerellaceae. The record is from RefSeq and is a predicted model, not a curated record. Gene Ontology annotation, biological process: L-leucine biosynthetic process. Gene Ontology annotation, cellular component: cytosol. Bases 1 to 1086 code for a protein of 361 amino acids. The transcript has 6 exons. Gene Ontology annotation, molecular function: NAD binding; 3-isopropylmalate dehydrogenase activity; magnesium ion binding.
AUGGCCUUGGAACACGACAUCCUUGUUUUUGAAGGCGACUAUGCUGGUCCUGAGGUCGUUCGCGAGGGCAUCAAGGUUCUACGCGAGGUUGAGCGCCAAAACAAGGGCACAAAGUUCAAUCUAAAGUACCGUCUCAUCGGCGGGAGUUCCUGGGACGCUGAGGGAGUGACGAUCUCUCAAAGCACCCUUUCCGAAGCCGCCUCGGUUUCGGCUGUCCUGCUCGGAGCGGUGGGGGGACCGAAAUGGACUUCCACUGCUGUGCCUGUAGAGUCAGGGCUCGGCAAACUGCGCAAGGCCAUGGACGCCUUCGGCAACCUCCGUCCCAUCAACUUCGUCGCGCCGUCGCUCGUGGAGCAGUCGGCCCUCAAGACGGAGCGGUGCGCGGGGACCAACAUGGUGAUUGUCCGGGAACUGACGGGGGGCAUGUACUUUGGCGAAAAGACGGAGCACGACGGGUCGUUCAACAUGGCCGCCGACACGGACCUGUACACGAGAGCCGAGAUCGAGCGAGCGGCUCGGCUGGCGGGCAAGCUGGCCACGGCCACCAGCCCACCCCAGCCCGUCAUCAGCCUCGACAAGGCCAACGCCCUGGCGUCGUGUGGCCGUCUCUGGAGGGGUGUGGUGAGCCAAGUCAUGGCCGCCGAGUUCCCCCACGUCCCGUUGCAGCAUAUGCUGAUCGACACAGCGGCCAUGGUCAUGGCGAGCAGCCCCACCCGGCUGAACGGCGUGGUGCUGACGAGUAACAUGUUUGGCGACAUAAUCAGCGACGAAGGGGCGGCCAUCAUUGGCAGCAUCGGGCUGCUCCCUAGCGCCAGCUUGUGUGGGAUUCCCGAAACUCUGGACGGCGGAGGCAGGGUUCGUGGGUCCGCGCCGGAUAUUGCUGGGCAGGGGGUCAUCAACCCGGUUGGCAUGAUCCUCUCGGUGGCCAUGAUGUUGAAGUACUCCCUGGACAUGCCUCUGGCUGCCGCCGCCGUGGAAAAGGCAGUGGGCGAGACCUUGCAAAGCGGCGUGCGGACCCCGGACCUCGGCGGGUCCGCCUCCACGGCCGAGUUUGGAGACGCCGUCGUGGCCGCGUUGAUUGGGUGA